UUCCUGGCCAGCCCAAUCCCCUGUCGGUGACAGGAGCCAAAUCUAGCUGCAGAAAGAACGAGAGAGCAAGGGAGGCAGCCAGAAAGGAGCAGACAUUCUCACUUUUGUUCUUCAGUUCUGACACCUGUGUGAUCAAGUCUCAUAGGAGCAGUAUGCUGCAGAUGUCAGCGUGCCGCAUGGGAAGCCUCUUGUCGAGGCGCGUGAUGAUGGCAGCAACUAGCUCUAAUGUCAGGAUGGCCAGUCAUGGACAUGAGGUGUCUCCACAGGCAGACCUGUCCCUGCCGAUGUACUGGGACCGCAUAGACAUCCCACUCCCUGACAAACCAUACCAAGACUCCCUCACUGCGGCCCAGAAGAGCCUGAAGCAGAAGGAGAAGGGCCCCUGGACUCAGCUCUCCAAUGAGGAGAAACUUGCUCUUUACAGGCUGAUGUUCAGGCAGACCUAUGCAGAGAUGAAGCGGCCCUCUAGUGAAUGGAAGAGCGUUAUGGGUGGCAUCUUCAUCUUCCUCGGGAUCACGGGCCUUGUGGUCCUUUGGCAGCGGUAUUAUGUGUACCCGCCGCGGCCACGCACACUGGAAGAAGAGUGGCAGGCCAAGCAGGUCCAGAGGAUGCUUGACAUGAGGAUCAAUCCGGUGGAGGGCUUCUCUGCCAAGUGGGACUACGAGAAGAAGCAAUGGAAGUAGAGCAGGAAGAGGAGGAGGAGGGAACCUCGCUGCCUAUGGAGUUACAACCCCUACUCUUAACAUCCUCUUCUCCACCAUCCAUAAGACUUCAUUAGUUUCUGUAUCAUCCUCGGGUUCCGUUCGAUGCACUUCACUUAAUUCCUGCUUGGUUGUCUCUCCAGCAGCAUGGUUGCAUUUGAUUUGCUAUAAAUUGAUUUCCCUUUGUAGCCGAUUUCUCAUGUAGCUUAGAUUCCAUUAUCCUCAGGUACUCACACAGUCUGAUACAACUCCAGUUGUCACCACAUAAAGCUAACUGUAAUUUCAAGUGGCGGUAGUGUUCUACCGAUAGGGAGCAGAAGAUGACACGUCUCUUGAAAUCAACAUUGUCAAACUGUCAGGGAAAAUUCUGUGGUGUUGCCACUUUGAAAACCGUCCACCGUAUUGAAUGUACAGAGCCGAAAGCAUCUUAUAGACAGUAAAAGAGUACAUGGGUGUGUAACCAAAAAUAAAAUGUAAGAUCUCAAAAAA
Molecule: messenger RNA, 1190 nt
Organism: Megalops cyprinoides (Indo-Pacific tarpon)
Lineage: Eukaryota; Metazoa; Chordata; Actinopteri; Elopiformes; Megalopidae
Product: cytochrome c oxidase subunit 4 isoform 2, mitochondrial
Exons: 5
Coding region: 153-683 (176 amino acids)
Biological process (GO): mitochondrial electron transport, cytochrome c to oxygen
Source: RefSeq, a predicted model, not a curated record